GAAGUGUGUGUCACGAUAAGGUUAAAGUUCGAGAACACGACAGGGCUGCGAUUAUUGAUGUUUUUGGUGUUGCGGCUAGUUGUGUUUGUUUAACGCUUAAAAUGUUGCUCUAGUUAAGAUCUUACAUAUUACAGCAAAGAAAUAGGCGGUAUUGGAGCUUUAGAUUCGUAUAGCUGGUUAACCAGCUGUGGGGUUUUGAGCCACCUCGUAGCAAGGUAGCUAACUUAGCUACCCUGCUAGCUAGCUACGUUGUUCAUAUCAACGCUAGCUAGCUAAAAGUAAACAAACUGUGUAACUAACUCGCUGCGUUCUCUGUGUAGCUGAGUAUUUCGUUACGUGCUUGGUUUUUGUGGCAGUGUAAAUCACAGCAAAACAAAAAUGGGUUCUUCAAAGAAACACAAAGAAAAGGGUCGGGAAAGGGACGCAGAAGAACGGCAUCGGGAGCACAAGAAGCACCGUCAUAAGGACCGAGAGAGGGAAAAGGAACGCGACGGGAACCGUGAGAGAGAGAAGAGGAAACGUUCCCGAUCAAAGGAGAGAGGGAGCCGUGGGACCGAGAAGGAAAGCCGCUCUAAAGGCGAUAAGAGCAAUGGCGAGCCUCGUGUCAAGAAGGAGAAAGUGGAUACCACAUAUGAUGACAGUAACGCCUGUGGUUCAAGGUCUGGUGGUGGCGAUGCAUCGCUCAGCAUCGAAGAAACGAAUAAACUCAGAGCCAAGCUUGGCCUGAAGCCCCUGGAGUUGAAUGAAAACAAAAAAGAGCUCGGAACGAAAGAGGAGCCCUUAGUGGCAGAGACCAUCAACCCUAUUCAUAUCAAGCAGCAGAAGGAGAUCCGGGAGAAGCUGGCAGCCCUCAAGGAAAAACGCCUGCUUAACCAGAAACUGGGUAAGGUGAAGACCCUGGCGGAGGAUGACCCCUGGCUGGAUGACACUGCGGCAUGGGUCGAGCGCAGUCGCAAAAUGGCCAAGGAGAAGGAGCUGGCUGAGAAGAGGGCUAAGCUUCUGGAAGAAAUGGAUGAAGAGUUUGGUGUGAGCAACCUGGUGGAGCAGGAGUUUGGGCAUGGCAGAAAGGAAGUCUAUGGUUCUGGUGACCUGAAGGGGCUCAAGGUUCAGCACAAAAUGGAGUCCUUCAAAGAGGGAGAGACUAUCAUUCUCACACUGGAAGACAAGGGUGUGCUGGAGGAGAAGGAGGAUGUCCUGGUGAACGUGGGGCUGGUGGACCACGAGAAGGCGGAGAAGAAUGUGGAACUGAAGAAGAAGAAACCGGAAUACAAGCCCUAUGAGGAGGAAGAGAGUGUGGACGACAUGGUGACAUUCAAGCCCCGCACAGUGCUGUCCAAGUAUGACGAGGAGAUCGACGGGGAGAAGAAGAAGAGUUUCCGUCUCGCUGCGGGGGGUCGUGCCGAUGGCCACAGGGAGCGGGAGCUGCAGGCCAUCAGGGAGACCCUCCACAACCAGGCCCAGACCCUGGACCUGCCCGCACUCACCAUCGCCUCCGAGUACUACACCCCACAGGAGAUGGUCGGCUUCAAGAAGACAAAGCGGCGAGUGAAGAAGAUCAGAAAGAAGGAGAAGGUGGUGAAGCCGGUGGACGUGCUCCAGGACGACACGCGUAGCACGGACUUCGGCUCCAGGACCAGAGGUCGGGGGCGCCAUGCGGCUGAGGAAGAGGGGGCACAGCCGGAGGGCGAUGCGGGGGAGGAGGAGGAAGAGGAGGAGGGUGCCGGGGCGGUGGACGUCAUCCAGCGGUCAGAUGACAACAGACUGGAGGACAUGGACAUCAGUGACGAUGAGUUCUCCCCUCCAGAGCCCACCGCGCUGGAGGAGGACGAGGCCGAGCAGGAGCUCCAGAAACAGCUGGAGAAGCAGAGGAGGCUGAAACAGAAGCAAAUGCUCCGAGACUCUGGGGAGAAGGUAGCAGAGCAAGUUCAAGUGCUGGCUGCUCCUAGAGCAGGGCAGGAUGAUGACGAGGAGGACAGGAAGAACAACAUCGUUUUCAACGCCACCUCUGAGUUCUGUCGGACCUUGGGAGACAUCCCCACAUACGGUCUUUCAGGAAAUCGAGAGGACCAGGAAGACAUCAUGGACUUUGAGCAGGAGGAGGAGAGAGAUGGAGCUGGAGGCUCUGACUCGGAGCUGGAUGAGAACGUGGGCUGGAGCAUGGUGAACCUGGAUGAGGAGCAGAAACAGCCUGACUUCUCCACCGCCUCCACCACCAUUCUGGACGAAGAGCCCAUUGUUAACUCUGGACUGGCUGCAGCUCUUAUGCUCUGCAAGAACAAGGGGCUCUUGGACACUCAGGUGCAGAAAGUUGCAAGGGUUCGUGCCCCCAAGGGUGCCCUACCAAAUGACAAUUACUGCAUUGAAGACAAGAUGCUGAUAGAUGACAAGUACAGCAGGAGGGAGGAGUACAGAGGCUUCACCCAGGAGUUCAAGGAGAAAGAAAGCUAUAAGCCUGAUGUCAAAAUCGAAUAUGUGGAUGAAUCUGGCCGCAAGCUCACGCCAAAAGAGGCUUUCAGGCAGCUCUCCCACCGUUUCCACGGGAAGGGCUCUGGAAAGAUGAAGACUGAGAAGAGGAUGAAAAAGCUUGAGGAAGAGGCUCUGCUGAAGAAGAUGAGCAGCAGUGACACCCCCCUGGGCACCGUGGCUCUUCUGCAGGAGAAGCAGAAGUCACAGAAAACCCCAUAUAUCGUCCUCAGUGGGAGUGGGAAGAGCAUGAAUGCAAACACCAUCACUAAAUAAACAUUGGAAGGGAUGGGAAGUGGGACCAGAGAAGAUGUGUACCACAUGCACACAAUACAAUUUUAAUGUCUUUUUGGAAUUGAAUAAAAAUUAGUGACUACUCUAUGUGCAGAAGGGUAUUUCCUGUUGCUUUUGUGUUAUGUACACAGUGUAAACCAUUAUAAUCUAGAUAAAGAGCUCAGUAUGUUUA
Conger conger (European conger) is the source of this 2929-nucleotide messenger RNA. It is a transcript of the gene sart1, whose product is annotated as spliceosome associated factor 1, recruiter of U4/U6.U5 tri-snRNP. The coding region runs from base 379 to 2739 and encodes 786 amino acids. The transcript has 20 exons. Gene Ontology annotation, cellular component: U4/U6 x U5 tri-snRNP complex. Lineage: Eukaryota; Metazoa; Chordata; Actinopteri; Anguilliformes; Congridae. The record is from RefSeq and is a predicted model, not a curated record. Gene Ontology annotation, biological process: maturation of 5S rRNA; mRNA cis splicing, via spliceosome.